AUGUCCUCCAUUAACGAACUGAUAGGAUUUCUAUCAUCCGAAUUUCCCUCCGUUGGAGACAUCAGCGAUGAAUGGGUGUCAUCAAGUGUUGAGGGUGAUUAUAACGAUUUUGCUACUAUAUCUGCCGUAUAUAAACCUUCCUUUUAUGACGAUGAUCGAGCCACAUUACUUCUUCGACGCUUGUUCAAUAAUCUUGCAAAAUUUGAACAAGAAUGUGAUGACUCUGAAAUAUGGAAUGAAAUGACUAAAAUUGGCAUUUCGGGCAAACAACUUUGCGUUCUUCUUUGGUACUCGGUGGAAUGGGCGCAAGCAAAGAAUAGCACUUUCGAACUAUGCGAAAGAGGAGCUCUGGCAGCUUGCGCUUACCUUUAUCUCGCAAGUAUUACAGGAUCGAAAGCUUACACAAUUUUCAAUCCUCACCUUUAUAAGAAGUGCCUUCUCGUAUUUCGCUCUCUAUAUCGCUGCCUAACUUACGAUUCACGAGGCGCUGCAAAGAGCAAGUCUAAGAUUAAGCAGAUGAAGAAUAACCAAGAAGAAGUCACAGACGAGAAUGAAGUGGAUGAAGACACAUUUUUCGUAAAAUCAUUCGACAGAGAAGGAGUAAAACAUUUAUUGGAAGAAUCUACUGAGACCCUUUUUGUGCUUCUGAACAAAGUGUCUCUCUCUGGCUACUCUGGGAUGCCUCAUGAUACGGCAAUGCUAAUUCGUGAUUUGGCUCGAAUCGAUGUCUGUGCUGAUGCGAAAGUUGAAGUAGUGGAAAAUCUACGCGACUUUAGAAAUCUUCGUAGAUUUGUAGAUCGUUCAUUUGCCCUUAUGCACCGUCUUAUCGAUGAACGUCACACCAUCAAUGGCUACAUAGUCAUUUCCCGCAUAAUUUAUCCAAGACUCGCCUAUUGGACAUUUGACUACGCUGUAAUUCCUUCUUCGUCUACCAUACCGGUAUUAUAUACUGUGUGGAAAGACCUUAUGGUCAAAUUUAUUAAAGUGAGAGCAGGUAUCGGAAAUAUGGGCGAACUUAUGACUUUCUUUGAGGUGGGUUUUGCAUUAUUUGUAUAAAA
Molecule: messenger RNA, 1058 nt
Organism: Strongylus vulgaris
Lineage: Eukaryota; Metazoa; Nematoda; Chromadorea; Rhabditida; Strongylidae
Source: the annotation of a GenBank genome assembly